Fusarium tjaetaba is the source of this 1431-nucleotide messenger RNA. RefSeq lists its product as uncharacterized. Gene Ontology annotation, cellular component: nucleus. Gene Ontology annotation, molecular function: DNA-binding transcription factor activity, RNA polymerase II-specific; transcription cis-regulatory region binding. Gene Ontology annotation, biological process: regulation of DNA-templated transcription. NCBI's taxonomy places the organism in Eukaryota, Fungi, Ascomycota, Sordariomycetes, Hypocreales, Nectriaceae. The transcript has 4 exons. The record is from RefSeq and is a predicted model, not a curated record. Bases 1 to 1431 code for a protein of 476 amino acids.
AUGAACAUUAUAACUUCCGAAGAGCAAGAACAAGUCAUUGCUGUGGGAACAAAGAGUUCGCAAGAGUUUGCUAUGUUAAGCCAUAGAAACCGAGCAAAGCAGCCAGGCCGAGACAGCGAUAGCAACCAGGAAGAACUGGGAUAUGAUAAGUCUUCCAGGAACCCAACCCAGGCAAAUGCAAAGGCAGAUAGGGGCACUUCGCAGCCUCCAUUUGGGCUAUCAUGGCCACAAGCAGCUCAAGUUCUUAGGCUCUUCCAUGAAGAGUUCACCUCCCAGUUCCCCUUCGUGACAGUCGAGAGUCAUCACACUGCAGAAUCACUGCACCAAAGCAGUCCAUUUCUAUUUCGUGCUAUCAUGAUUGUCGCGGCGCCAUUAUCUGAAGCCGAGGUGGCCAAAGCGAGACGCAACAUACUCGCAUAUCUGAGCUUCAGAGUAAUGGUCGAAGAAGACACGGCCUUGGACAUACUACAGGGCGUACUGGUGAUUGCUGCUUGGGCUCACAGAUGUCACAUCGACAAUAGUCAGGUCAUCAACCUGGCGUAUCUUGCUCUUGGCUAUGCACAUAACCUGGGUAUCACACAAGACAUGUCAUCGGCUCAAACAAUCAGCUCAGGAACAUCUGACAAGGAACAAACGACACACCUCUUGGAGGAAAUACGGGCUCUUCUUGGGCUUUAUUGCGUUCUCUCAAUUAUCUCAACGAGACAAUCGCGAAGAAAUCCUCUCGACAUACCCAACAUGGAAACUUAUCUCAAGAUUGUCUCCCAAGCACAGGCAACCCCAUCUGAUCGUUCAAUAGAGUAUGUCGUUCGGUUCGUUCAGAUGGGCGAAAGACUUUCAAGAAGCUUUGGCGAGCCACAUGAGCGUACGCUGUUUAGCCCAUAUGCUGUCCUUCUCGAAGGAACUGGAAGUCGUUUUCGCAACGACCUGAGUCGUCUAGCAGAGUCAGUCCCUAAUGGCAAUGUUGAAACAUACGGCCAAGCGUUUGAGCUUUACCGUUUGUAUCUUCUAGUGCGUCUCUUUGAGCCAGCAAUUAUCGUGGCAUGCCACCCUGAUGAGGGCGUUCCUCAAUUCGUCUAUCUUCUGACAUGCUUAAGCAACUGCCUUGACGCAAUGCAGUCUUUUUUCGACAUUCUUCUUGCCUCGCCCGUUGAUCUGCUAUUGCGCCGUUCAAUACUUACACACGAUCAAAUUCUCUAUGUCAUGUUACAAGCUGCAAAGCUACUUCUCGUUGAGAUUCCUGACUGGGAUACUCAGUCUAUUCGACAGACGUUGGAUCUCACCAACAUACUAGAUCAAAUGGUAUCAUGUUAUGAAGAAGCCACACGGUUGCGCAGGGCAGAGGUGAAACGAUUUGUCUUUUCAACACUUGAGGAAGAGUCCCCGAACGAGAUGGCUAGACUCUUGGAAGAGAUGCCAUGGGAGAUCUGA